Messenger RNA from Ostrea edulis (European flat oyster), 1621 nucleotides. Its product is annotated as tektin-2-like. Gene Ontology annotation, cellular component: microtubule cytoskeleton; nucleus. NCBI's taxonomy places the organism in Eukaryota, Metazoa, Mollusca, Bivalvia, Ostreida, Ostreidae. The record is from RefSeq and is a predicted model, not a curated record. The transcript has 6 exons. Gene Ontology annotation, biological process: cilium assembly; cilium movement involved in cell motility. The coding region runs from base 150 to 1418 and encodes 422 amino acids.
GAUUGGGUCUUCCAUAUAUAGAAAACCAAUCGUGGAAGAUCUUAUAUUUUUCAUUGGUAGGUGUUUAGAUAGCAACCACCUGAAGGACUAGGGAAAAAUAUUGGCCAGUGAACAAGGAGUUUUGUAUUUGGACGAGUUAUAAGAAAAACAUGGCAACUGCACUACGUCCAAACACAAGAUACCAGCCACCUGACUGGUUCACAAAUAACCACACCAUCUCUACAAAUGCCGAAAGGCAAAGAGAUGCUUCCCAUCAAGUUCGCCAGGAGAGCCGAUUUCUCAGAAAUGAGACAGACAACCAAACAAAGUGGGACCAGCACUCCAACAAUGUCCGCCUGGCUGACAGAGUAGACAACAUCAGACAGUGGAAGGAAAUCCUGGAGAAGACCCUGGCUGAUAUUGACAAGGAAAUUGCCGACUUGUCUGAUGCCAAAGAGCUCACAGAACAGUCUCUGGAAGCCAAGAACCUCCCACUGGACGUUGCUAUUGAGUGUCUGACUCUGAGAGAAGGACGCCAGAGCAUUGAUGUUGUACAGGAUGAGGCAGAAAACCAGCUACACAAGGAGGUGGAAGUUAUUGAGGGAAUCAAAAAAGCUCUUCAGCAGAAAGUUAGUGAUUCCUUUGAGCAGCUUUGCCUUUUACAAGAGGCCAGACAGCAGCUUCAGGCUGACUUGCAGGACAAGAACUUAGCUUUAGGAAUAGAUGUAGAUCAGUACAACCUCCUGGACAGGUCACCCCAGAUCAGCUUCAAACCCGAUUCAUUACGAGUACCUAAAGGAAGCACCACCCCUCAACAGUGGGAGGACUUCAGCCGAUACAACAAGGAGAGAGCUGAAGCAGAAAUGAAGGCGUCUACCCGCUUGAGGGAGGCAAUCCACCACACCCUACAGCAGUGCGCCAAUGACCUAGAGGCCCAGAGAAUAGCCACAGAGUAUGCCUACAGGAAAAGGAUCCACGAAUUUGAAAGAGCAAAGGGCGAGCUGGAAUGGCAAAAGAAGAAUACUGAGGAAGAAAUUGCAGAAUUGGAGAAUGAUAUCAGAGGAAUUGAAGAAAAAAUCAGAGCCAAGAUUGCGCCAAUGAAGCUUGCUCAAACUCGCCUGGAGAACCGUACUUACAGGCCAAAUGUUGAGCUCUGUCGGGAUGCUCCACAGUAUGGUCUUACAGAUGAAGUCAAACAGCUAGAGGCCACAAAGAGAGCCUUAGAAGAGAAACUAAAACAAGCCAAGCAUGCCUUGGACGGUUUAGAACAGAAUCUUCACAGGAUAAAUGAUGACCUUGCUCAGAAAAUUAAUUCACUUAAUUUGGACAAUAAAUGUAUGGAUGUUCGUAAAAAACUUCAGAUCCGCCCCCAGACUGCUCUACAGAGGAAUUUAACCCUGACUGGAAUUGAAAGGGAAAGAUCACACAUCUUGGCAUAAUUAUUUUCCAAAACCCAGGGAAAACAGUGCAUUUUUUACAAUAUCAGAUUAUGUCAGGCAUGUUUUACAAUAUCAGUAUUUAAACCAAUAUCAUGUGAUCAUGGAUUUUAAAACUUUGAGCAAAGUUUUUAAAGUGUUGGAAAUAUUUAUAUUUUAAAUUGAUUUAUGGGAGAUGAGUAUUGAAGAUAUAAAGUUGAAUGGAU